AUGGCUGCCAACGUCAAUGGCGAGGUCAAUGGCGCCGCCGUCAACGUCCCUGCGAAGACCUUCGACACCAUCCUCGUACUCGACUUUGGAUCGCAAUACUCGCACCUGAUAACACGGCGACUGCGCGAGCUGAACAUCUACUCCGAGAUGCUGCCAUGCACUCAGAAGAUCGCGGACUUGCACUUUCAGCCAAAAGGGAUCAUUCUAUCUGGAGGCCCCUAUUCAGUGUACGAGGAUGGCGCUCCCCAUGUUGAUCCUGCGGCAUUCGAUCUUGGUGUGCCGAUCCUGGGGAUAUGCUACGGACUGCAAGAGAUGGCAUGGCAUUUUGGCAAAAACGUGCUGGCCGGCGAGAAGAGAGAGUACGGCCACGCCUAUCUCAAAAUCGAGAGACACACUGGCAAGGAAGAGCACAUCGAUCGCCUUUUCGAAGGCAUUGAAGAUGAUAUCGAGGUCUGGAUGAGUCACGGGGACAAGCUGUCAAAGCUACCUGACAACUUCCACCCCAUUGCAAGUACAGCUAAUGCCCCUUUCGCUGGUAUCGCCAGUAUGUCUCGACCGUAUUUCGGCAUCCAAUUCCACCCGGAAGUCACACACACGCCGCGAGGUACACAGAUUUUGAGCAAUUUCGCAGUCAAGAUCUGCCAAGCUCGGCAAGACUGGACCAUGGAGAAGUUCGUCGAUAAGGAAAUCGAACGCAUUCGAGCCAUGGUUGGUCCCAAAGGUCAAGUGAUUGGCGCCGUAAGCGGCGGAGUUGAUUCCACUGUUGCAGCAAAACUCAUGCAGGAGGCCAUAGGAGAUCGAUUCCAUGCGGUCUUGGUCGAUAAUGGCGUUCUCCGUCUGGAUGAGGCAGCAACAGUCAAGGAGACAUUGACGAAGCAUUUGGGUAUCAACCUGACGGUUGUCGAUGCCGCGGACCUGUUCUUGGGCCGACUUAAAGGUGUCUCCGAUCCUGAAACAAAGCGGAAAAUAAUCGGCAACACAUUCAUCGAAGUAUUCCAGGAUAAGGCAAAAGCCAUCGCGGACGCCGCAGCAAACUCCCCUCGAGCUGGCGACAUCGAGUGGUUGCUUCAAGGCACACUUUAUCCCGAUGUCAUAGAGAGCAUUUCAUUUAAAGGACCAUCGGCCACCAUCAAGACUCACCACAAUGUCGGUGGUCUUUUGGAGAACAUGCAUCUCAAGUUGAUCGAGCCUCUGAGAGAGUUGUUCAAAGAUGAGGUGAGAGCACUAGGUACGAACCUGGGCAUACCUGAAGAUCUUGUCUGGAGACAUCCAUUCCCCGGGCCUGGCUUAGCAAUUCGAAUUCUCGGUGAGGUCAAUGAAUCGCAGCUCAAGAUUGCUCGACAUGCAGACAAAAUCUUCAUCGAUGAGAUCGUCUCGGCCGGCUUGUAUCGGAAAAUCUCACAGGCAUUCGCUGGGCUUCUGCCCGUCAAAGCCGUCGGUGUCAUGGGUGACAAAAGAGUGCACGCCCAAGUGAUCGCCCUACGAGCAGUUGAAACGACUGAUUUUAUGACGGCUGAUUGGUUUCCCUUUAAUGGAGACUUCAUCAAGCGGGUCAGCAACCGUAUUGUCAACGAAGUUGAUGGUGUUUGCCGUGUGUUGUACGAUGUUACAAGCAAGCCUCCUGGUACAAUCGAGCUUGAAUAG
This is a messenger RNA of Fonsecaea erecta, 1644 nucleotides long. Its product is annotated as GMP synthase. NCBI's taxonomy places the organism in Eukaryota, Fungi, Ascomycota, Eurotiomycetes, Chaetothyriales, Herpotrichiellaceae. The coding region runs from base 1 to 1644 and encodes 547 amino acids. Gene Ontology annotation, molecular function: GMP synthase activity; ATP binding; GMP synthase (glutamine-hydrolyzing) activity. The record is from RefSeq and is a predicted model, not a curated record. Gene Ontology annotation, cellular component: cytosol. Gene Ontology annotation, biological process: GMP biosynthetic process. The transcript is spliced from 2 exons.